AUGAUGGACCAAGAACGCCAAGACAGGGAGGGAACUGUCAGCCAGUACCUCUUUCGGUCUUACAAGAAGUCUCAUCCUCCAUCACCACCAACCCCUCCUAGUGAAGAAGAGCAACAUGCUUGGAACCGAGCAGGAGCAUUUCCAAGUGGAGAGAGUCUGGAUCAUGUAUUCGCGGACGACUCCUACACAGACGAGUCAUCAUAUGAACAGCAAAGGGGCUACAGAAAUCACCUUGGUCAUCGAUUGGACGUUGUAAAGGAAGAGUCAUCGAAAACGUCUGCCGAGGCGCAAGCCUCACAAUCUUCAGGCGGUCAGCACACUGCAUACAACAGAAUCCAGGUGGAACAUCAACAGACACCAAUGCCACAACUUCCAGUUGAUUCAAAGACCAACGGGACAAGCAGCAGUGGUGUAAGUGAUCUGACCUUCCCUUACACUCUCUACAAUAACCUUGCCAAAGCCAGAGAUGACAGAAAUUACAGUCCAAGUCGGUUGACACAUGCUGGUCCUCCGGCCGUGCGACGAGCCAAACACCCUGGCACUCCAGAUAUGGAAGUAGCCUCGAGUCCAUCCUUUGGAAGAAAGCAAGUCCGUCCUAUGCCGUCGAUGGAUCCUGGCAAGGAUGAUACAUCAAUUUUUGGAUCUGUCACUUCAAGCAAGCUACGGAAAAUGAACCAAAGAGGAACUCGAAAAAGUUAUGCCAUUACUCAUUCCUCCAACAACCCUGCAACAAUGCUGAAGAACUUUUUCGUGGCACUGGAGCAAAAUCGACUGAUGCACAAACUUACAGCGGAGCAUAUGAGAGUGAUCGACACUUGGUUCUUGUUUGCGCCCUCCAUCACUCUUACUCUCAUGACAGGCAUGGUCAUUUUUGUUUUUGAGACAACUCUAAAAGUCGAGACCGAUGGCCGCGUCUAUGCUGCUAUCAUUGCAGGAAUAACUGCAUUUAUCUCAGUCUUCUGGCAAGCAUUGAGCCGACAACUCGACCUGGGUACACAGGGAGCGUUACACGAGGCGGCAGCUGGGAUGCUUCAGAAACUGUCUGCCGACAUACUUUUCACCAUCUCGUCCACAACGUCGGAUGAUGGCAUAUCCGCACAUUAUGUAGCUUUGGUGGCUGAGAAAUAUGAUCAAGCCAUGGCCAUGAGUCCUGCAACGAUACCCUACGUUCUCGAGUCUGCCUUUGCCGCCGUCUCACAUAGUCUCCAUCUGAUGCUAAAUCCACCUGUCGGAAAGAAAUCCAAGAGGAAGAAGCGGCUUCAGAAUGUCGAUCUUAUCCAACUCUAUGCCAAAGCUUAUGAUGAGCUAGCAGCAGAGAUUCUCCAUCACUGGGCAUGGCCUCUAGCAUUUCCACACCCGCGAAGAGCGAGUGAACGAGCCAUCCGUAGUUUCACCCUCAUGAUUACCGAAGGCCGAAGACGCAAUCGGGGAUGGUUUUCACAUUUCCGUCCAUUAAAGAAGUCAAACAAGGGUCUCUUUGAUGUUUUCCCUACGUCUUCGUCUGUUUCUGCUGGAGACCAAGAUAGUGUGAGUGUCUAUCAUACUCCCCAAAGAAAACCUUUGAUUCAAAAGCAAUCACCAUACCAGGACGAAGUCUGA
Messenger RNA from Cylindrotheca closterium, 1599 nucleotides. The record is from the annotation of a GenBank genome assembly. NCBI's taxonomy places the organism in Eukaryota, Bacillariophyta, Bacillariophyceae, Bacillariales, Bacillariaceae.